Molecule: messenger RNA, 2343 nt
Organism: Monomorium pharaonis (pharaoh ant)
Lineage: Eukaryota; Metazoa; Arthropoda; Insecta; Hymenoptera; Formicidae
Product: BRO1 domain-containing protein BROX
Exons: 7
Coding region: 35-1297 (420 amino acids)
Source: RefSeq, a predicted model, not a curated record
UCGAACGUGGUUCUCACGAAACUCGGGCGACGCAAUGGCGCACUGGUUUCACCGUAACGUACUGAAAGCAACUACGAAUCAGAAGUUCGAGUUAAAAGUCGCCAAUGCUACGGAUGCUACCAGGAAGCUUUGCAGUGAUCUAAAACUGUCAAGAGCCAGACUUUUGGAACUGAUCAGAAAUGCAAACAAUACUAGUGACACGAUAGAGCCUGCAUUUCUCAGUUACCUAAGUUUGCUGUAUGGAUUUUUAUGGGAAGUGAAGCCAUCUGAGGAAGAGGCACAACAUGUUGGCAGACCAAAUCCUAGCAAACUCAGAAAUAUCCUUGUGUUCAAGUGGACACACACAUUACUUGGUGGUGGCACAUUCUCCAGCACCGAUUCUGUUUAUGAAGCAGCUAACAUGAGCGUCAACAUAGGCCUUUGGUUUAUGAAGCAUGCAGCAAUGAUUGCUGCAAAAGAUGACAUAACAAUGAAUGAAGCUAAAGAAGUACACAGUAUGUUAAGACGAGCUGCCGGAAUAUUUACCUUUGUACAGACUGAGUUUUUGCCACAGUUGGCUAAUCCACCGCCUUUGGGAAGUGACUUAGAUCCUCGGGUACUAAAUGCAUACGUUAAUCAAUGCACGGCAGAGGCACAAGAAGUGACAGUGGCUAGAGCAGUAGAACUCAAACAUAAUUCCAGCUUGAUAUCAGCUUUAGCCAAUGAAACUAGCAAAUUGUUUCUGGAUGCUGCCAAUACUCUUCGUCCAUUCAAACCAGAAAUAAUUGCCCAAUGGACGAAAUAUCUGGAGCUGAAGUCAGCAUUUUAUCAAUCUUACGCUUACAAUUAUUGCGGUGAAAACUUGUUGGCAAUGGAUAAGUGCGGCGAAGCGAUACGAGCGAUGCAGGAAAGUGAUUCGUGUUUAAAGAAGGCGAAAGCGCUCUGUCAAGAAUACGGGAAAACUAACGGACCUGCACCUCGCGUGAAACCGGAUCAACACGCCGUAUUUAAACGUUUAGCACCUAUAGUGAAGCUCACUCUCGAUAAAUGUAAUCGAGAAAACGGUUUAAUAUACCAUGAUACGGUACCGGGAGAAGUUCCAACCUUGGAUACCAAAGCUACUUACGGCUUAGUCAGCCCUAUCGAUUUUCAAAUGCCGUCACCAAAUCCUAUCUGGAAUUUGGGUACAUAUGAGGUAUUAAGUGGUGUAACGGCGGCGAAAGCGGAAAAAGAGCAGAAUUUGCCGCCAGUUAAAGAAGAGGCAGUUCAUCAAAGUAGCAAGGAGCCGAAAAACGCAAGCGGUUGCGUGCUACAAUAAGACUUUCUACGUGCAACGAUAUAGGCCGUUUGUAAAUGCUUUUUUUUCGUCACGGUGAUAUUAAUUUUAAUUGCGAUAGACAUGUGUGGACGAAGUUCGAGUUAAAUGACAUCCAUGUACGUGUCUUGCGUUUGUUUCAAGUACAAAUCCCGUUGUGUGAAAUGUAAAGUAUUAAUCGUUAGAUAAAAAGAGGAGUACAGAAUAAUUAUCUAUUAUUAAGCAAUGCAUUUCAUUGAGUAUUAAAUAUCGUGCAACGGAUGGAUAAAUGACUAUAAAAAAGGAGAUUAAUCUGGCAUAUCAGUGUAUGCUUGCUUCGCUUUGCACAUGUCUGAGAUUUUUUAGCAAGCAACUUUUACGUUUGUGCGAGAUAAUAUAUGCGAUGCGAUUCGUAUGUAAUUUGAUUUUAUCAUAAUCAAUACUAUGUAGGUACGAACGAUUUCUUUCUGAAAGCAGAGAAUCGUUAGUGCCGCAGGCAUUACUUUAAUCGUUACGUUCGACCUAGUCAAUGCUUUAGUGAAACUAAAUUUUUUAAUUAAUAAUGUAAGGGAGAAAAUUUUCGCAAUUAUAAUGUGCAUAUAAUGCAUAUUUUACUAGUGUGCAUGUAUUAUAACAAAAAGACUGUGCAAUCUUUUUCUAUAUAUUUUUUUAUAAGCUAUAGGUUUAAAUACAGAAACGUUCAAUUCAGAUUAUAAAGAUAUUACAUAUAUAAAAAUGUCUCAAAGACGUGUUGAGCUAAUGCCAAGCAUUAGCUAUUGCUAAAGUAUAGCAACUUAUUAUCUAUGUUAAUAAUUAUUAUUUAUGAUAUUUAAAGCAUUUAUAUAUACGUGACCAGUGUGUUAAUUGUCAAAAUUAAAAAUGUAUCUGGUCGCUCAUAUUGGCACUCAGAAAAUUAUACUUAUGUAUACAUGCGAUAAAAAUUUCGUUAGCUGUUAAAUAAUUUAAGAAAAUAAUGUUGUGUGCAAUAUAUAUCGAGAUCCUAUCUAUAGGAAUGUAGCAAUCCUAUCUAUAUGAAAUAGAUAAUAAAGAAAAUAUUAAUUCGCAGUCUA